AUUAGCGGGUCAUUUCAAAUUGCCUGGGGUCGGAUGGGUCAAAGGAUCCAUUUUCGUAAUUACGCAAAACAAUCAGGGCUAUUUAAGUCAAUCCAUACUGAAUUAGGGUUUAAGCUAUAAACCCUUUAAGCAGCCGUGAAGUUCGCCGUUCGCCGUUCGCCGUCACCAAGAAAUGGCUUACCUGCAAUACAGUAGGAAUACUCUCCGGCAACAGCUGAAGAAUGUGAAAACCUCGUCAGCUAUCUCUGAGAAUUACAAGGGUGGAGACGUACAAUUGCACCAUCCACUAUUUUACGCUGCCCAAGGUGUUCGAUACAGAAAAUUACAAGUCAUUCUCACUACUAGUAUAGACAAGCUUGGAAAAGCAGGGGAAACUGUGAGAGUAGCACCGGGAUAUUUUCGCAAUCACCUUAUGCCGAAAUUGCUGGCUGUACCUAAUAUUGACAAGUACAGGCAUCUCAUGGAAGAUCAGAGGAAGAUUUACCAACGUGAGGAAGUUGAAGAGGUUAAAAUAGUUCCAGUGACCAAGGAAGAUAUGAUGAAAGGAUACCAGAUGGCGGCAAACCGCCUAGAUAAAACAAUGUUGGUGCUAAGAAAGCUUGUGAAGAAACCGUUGACGAAAGAUGACAGUGGUAGGACUUUCGUUCAGCAACCUGUUGGAAAAGAUGAAAUUGUGGCUGAGGUGGCGAGACAGAUCUCUGUUCAUAUUGAACCUGAACAUUUGGUUCUGGAUACACCUCUGGACGUGAUGGGUGAGUUUGAAAUACCACUGCGGAUGCCGAGAUCCAUUCCUUUGCCGGAAGGUAAGGUCCAAUGGGUUCUGCAAGUCAAAAUUAGGGGCAAAUGAAGAGAACACUUCCAAGAAAAUCCAUAAUGCAGAAUAGCUGUGACGUAAAUUAAAUGAUCGCGGCGUUCGAAUGUGAUCAUGGCCUAAGCUUUAUUGUUUCUGUAGUGUUAGCAUAAAUUCUUUAGUUAUAUGCAUAAAUUACGUAUAUGUACACAUACAAAAAUUAUACAGUUUCUCUGCUAUUAUUUUGGUGGAUGGAUGGCUAUGCAGUGUAAAAAUUCUUUUAAUUUAUUAGUGUUAUUUUUAAAAGCAUGCUAUAUGCAUGGAAGUUAUCGUCA
Capsicum annuum is the source of this 1125-nucleotide messenger RNA. Its product is annotated as 50S ribosomal protein L9. The record is from RefSeq and is a predicted model, not a curated record. Gene Ontology annotation, cellular component: mitochondrion; ribosome. Gene Ontology annotation, biological process: translation. The transcript is spliced from 5 exons. Gene Ontology annotation, molecular function: structural constituent of ribosome. The coding region runs from base 173 to 847 and encodes 224 amino acids. Lineage: Eukaryota; Viridiplantae; Streptophyta; Magnoliopsida; Solanales; Solanaceae.